Messenger RNA from Balaenoptera ricei (Rice's whale), 4330 nucleotides. RefSeq lists its product as uncharacterized. Lineage: Eukaryota; Metazoa; Chordata; Mammalia; Artiodactyla; Balaenopteridae. The transcript has 6 exons. The record is from RefSeq and is a predicted model, not a curated record. Bases 1 to 726 code for a protein of 241 amino acids.
AUGUACGUACACACGUACGCACGCACGUACGCAGGCACGCAGGUACGUAGACACGCACUUACGAACAAUCGCGCAUUAGACGCAGGCCCCCCGGCCGCUAGGAGACAGAGUAGGAGCCGCCAGGCCGUGCGGCGGCGCGCGGAAGGCCGGGCCGCUCGGAGGCUCGAGACCGGCGGCGUGGAGCGGCACCCGGAGGAGGACCAGGAAGCCAGCUCCCCUCCAAGCCACCCUGGGACUGCUGCUGGCCGAGUCCUGAGGGACAGUCUUUAUCUGGCCUUUUCUGAGCGAGCUGGCCUCCCCUCUCCUUGCAGAAGCCCGAGGGAACAGGAGUGCCGGCCCCGAGGUGAGGAGCGGAGGGUGCCUUCGUGGAUUCGGGGCCUCGGGGCUGCGGGGGACCUGAGCGAUCAGCAGCUCCAAGUCCCUCCAUGCCGGUGUCCCCUCCUCGGCUCCUCGCCCCAAGAGUGGUUACCAGCUGCGUCCAGACACCCCGGAGCGUCGUCGUCGUGCUUUCAGAUCAUGAGGGAGGGUCCCGAACAACGUCCUGGCAGGAACGGGCCUGCUCUCCUUUCCCUCUGCUCAUCUGGGUGUCAGCCUUGGCCUCCAGCCUGGCCGCUCCCGCCUUCCGCGGCUCGGGGCUCCUGCUCCCUCCCAGCCCCUGUGACUGCACCCCACAUCCCAGGAAUGCCUCCUCCUGCCCCUUGGGGGCUGGUUUCCUCCUCUCUUUGAAGGCCAGCUUUGGACUCCGCAUUCGCCUACGCCCUCUCCGACCUGUGGAAGUGCCCCAAACGUCAGGGCGUGUCCCGCCGGCCCUCCCGCUGGAGGCUGCCGUCCACUCCCAGGCCCGCCCCCUGGGGCUAGUGGUCCCCGAGGAGACGGUGCCCUGGCGUCCAGCGCUCUGCCCGUGAGAAAGGGCUCCUUCUUGACUGGUGACUGGCGCUGCAGGACCUCGGGAAGCAGCUGCACACAGGGGACCCGCAGACGUGAGCAGCCACUUUGCCGCCACUGCUCGGGGUGGUGCCUGCGCAGGGAGCGUGGCACAGCACAGGGGGACUUCUGUGCGCUUCUGGCGAUGCCCCCACUUGCCUUCGCGUUACAGACCGUUACGUCACCUUUGGCUGGGGGCGGGAGACGCUCGGCUCCACGUCUGCGGCACUCCUGAGCCCUCGGGUCUACGUCCUCUUUAGCGUCCUCAGUCUCUGGGCGGAUCAGCAACGACCCGGGCCCCAGGCCCCCUCCGCAGCUGGAGGGGGCCUUCCCGACAUCAGGCCAUGGCCCAGUGAAUGGGCCCAGCUUACUUGUUUGAGAGAUUCAGGAGUGGGGCCUGGGUGCGGGGGUGGGGGUCUGGAGCGAGUGUUGCCAUCCCGUAACCGGGGUUACAGGGCUCGGAUGACAGGACUGAUGGGCUCUGCGUGUAGGGCCCGUUCAGCCGCCUCUUGAGUAUCUGUGUGCUCUCUGUGGCGACUUUACAGAGUGCAGAGAGGAUGUGAAGAGUCAGGAGCAGGGGACGCCCAUAAGGCAUCACCUGGAGGCAAGAAGGUUCACGAGUUCACGAGUGGGGCGUGUCUCCCCUGCUCUUUUUCUGCACGUUUCUCCUUUACUCGCUGGAGUGCGUGCAGGGUUACCAUUGGGCCUUACAUCUUCUCACUCACGUUAAGUGUUACCCCAGGUUCUGAAGGAUUCCUCGGCAGGCAUCUCACUAAGCCCUGCACCUGGUUCUGGAGGAUAGUGGAUCGCAGCCUCUCCCUGCUCAAGACCAACUGACGGAUCCUCGGGAACGGCCCUGCGUACCUUGGACCAGUGACAGCCUCUGCUCAGAAACCCCAGCCCAGGGGUCCUCCUGAAGCAGCCGCAGAGACAGAGUUUAUCGCGUCUCCCACAUCAGGGUCAAGCUGGGCCCGGUGUCCAACAGCCUCCAGCUGUCUGGUUGUCCCGCUUCCCGGUGUUGGGUCUCGCCCAGCGCGGAGCCCGAGGUCCCUUUGGGAGGGGCUGGGGGGGUCAUACGAGUGCCUGCUUGCCGUGGUGCUACAGCGUCCUUCCCCCUGGGGACCCGCCACGUCCCUGGUCCGUGGUUCCACGUCUGAGAACUGGCUCAGGGGCAGGACCUGGGCGAGGGAUCAUGACUUGUUCACUGGGGCGGCUGCCCUCGGCCUCCUGCCGCCCGUCCUUGCUCUUUUGAGUGUCCGUUUUAGACUGUAUCUUGGUCGGUUGCCCAUCCAUCGAGCCCCCGGGAAGCCGUGUUGUACUGACCACCUGCCCCGCUCGGUGGGUCGGGCCUCCUGGUCAGUGGCGGCCAUCGUCAUAGCCCCUGGUUUCUGGCCGCUCAGUGGCGCCCCACGACCUCUGCUGCUAGUCCCUGGGCGGCGGGGGGAGGGCAGGGGGUCAUCCCUUUCCUCCCUCACCAGGCCUGGCGCGCCCGGCCUGUGUUGUGAGGUGACUUCGCUCUGCUUGGGGGCCUGGCAGUGGGCUGACCACCUCGCCCCAUUUUUCCUGCACGCUGCUGCUUGUAGCGCUUCACGUCCCACAGCAAAUUGGGGCGGCUGGCUACCCUGUCUCCUGGGACGGAGGGCACCUGUGGGGAAGGACUCGGGUCAUGUUUGCUCCCUCGGGGGUGAGGCGGGGACACCAGCUCUUUAGGGGGAGGGGUGGGCCACUGCCGCAGGCUCAGAAGUUCAGCGACAUCUGGGGAGUCCCGGUCUUCUGGGGCUUCCUCCCAGUCUCCCUGGUCCUCGUGUCAAGGGUGCAGGUUUUCCCAAGUGGGCUUCCGAUGCUGGCGGGACAGACGUGCCUCGGUUGAACAUUCAGCGUCUUUGAGCUUCAGCCACUUCUCUCGAAUCCUGGGUUGGACGAUUGUCCGCUGCCUGAGAUGGGGGCUCCUUUGUAAGGUACCGGGGAGACCCUGGGGCCCCCUUUUUUCUCACUUUGCUCUUCACCCUAAGCUGCUCAUCCCCUGUGGUCGGCAAAGCAAAGAAGUCACCUCCCCCUGUGCCCCCCCACGUUCCGCACGCCUGGAUCUUCUCACCUGCCAGGAAAUUCCUCUCCCCCUGCCAGCCCAGCGAAAGUUCUAGCAUGAAAGUUCUAGCAGCUGGGCUGUGGCCUUGUGCCCGGGGCUGUCCGCACACCACCCAUCCCCGGGGUGGGGUCCUCAUUGCCAGCGGGGCGGGUGAUGACAAUCCCGUGCCAAGACCCCAUGUCAUCACCAGCUCCUUGGACCACUCCAGGGCCGGCCGGCUCGGGUUGCGUCCCUCGGGAAGCUGAUCCCGGGAGAGAGUUAGUGCCAAAGGCUGGCUGGGGCCUCACACCCACUAAGGGGACAGGGAGCAAGCAGGGUUGGGCAGGGUGUCCCUCCAACCUGCGAUGUCGACCCGACAGUUUCUGCCAGCCCGUCGGGGAGCUGCAGAGCACGGACGGGCAUUAGAGGUCCCCGCAGUGGGCCCCGGCGGUCAGGCCCUCGCAGUGCCUGAGGCCUUGCGAUCCACAUCGACUGACCGGGAGAACCAGCACCCAGAAUUGGUGCCCGAGGGGUGGCUGCGUGCGCACACAGGGCGCCAGCUGCCUUGGCCCGGGCAGCACCUUGCUCUGCCCUGCGGCCGGCCUGGUGGGAGGGGCUUUGGCUUCUUGUGCAUCAGACGACCGCUGGGUUGGGCAGGGGACGUGCUUCCAGGGCGUUGGCUAACUGGCCAUCUGUUAGCAGCAUCGGUGUCAGCGCAGCUUGAUGGCAGAGGGCAGAUCUGGAUGCCAGACAUCAUAAGGCAAAGCCCGCUUAAGUCCGCAGACGUCCGUCCUGUGAGAGGGUCCUCGACUGUGCAGGGACACGGGUGUCCACUCCCCCUUGUGUUACUCAGGGCUGGUGGGGGAGGGGCAUCUUCCAGGCAGACCUGUAAAGCACAGAGUCUGAAACGGGGCAGAAGGAGGGGAACGUGAAGGGCGGGGAACCCCUGACUCAGAGCAAGGGGCUGCGGAGGGCUUCAGAGAGGAGGGCCGUCUGGGCUGCCUCUUGAAGUGAGAAGGGUCUCCUUAGCUGGGAGAUGGGGGACGGGACCCCUGGAAGGGCCAGACACAUUCAGGGGACUGAGACCAGGUGCUUGUGGAACCAGUUCAUGGGAGAGGAGGCUGGGAAACUAGACUGGGUUCGACUCAGAGGCCACCCUAAGGAGUCAGGCCUGUGCCCUGGGUACAGUAGAUCAAUGCCCUCACUUGCAGUUAUAAAGGCAAACCAUUGUUUCUUUCCCUGAGAAGAAUUCAUCGAUUCACUCAUUUGCCUCGUCAGUGAUCUGACAAACCUUUGUGUGCCUCCCAGGCCAGGCAGCAGUUAGAGAAGAGGGGCACACGG